GCGGCUUCCCUGGGGCGAAGGCGCGCAGCGAUGACGUUUUACUUCCGGCGCGGAAAAGGAUUGUGGGAAAGGAAAAAGAUGGCGUCUACCAAGAGGGUGCUCUAUGUGGGCGGGCUGGCGGAGGAGGUGGACGAGCGGGUGCUCCACGCAGCCUUCAUCCCUUUCGGCGACAUCACGGAUAUCCAGAUCCCCUUGGACUACGAAACAGAAAAGCAUCGAGGUUUUGCUUUCAUUGAAUUUGAGCUGGCUGAGGAUGCUGCAGCCGCCAUUGACAACAUGAAUGAAUCUGAGCUCUUUGGGAGAACUAUUCGUGUCAACCUGGCCAAGCCGAUGAGGAUUAAGGAAGGAUCCUCCCGCCCAGUUUGGUCAGAUGAUGACUGGCUGAAGAAAUUUUCAGGAAAGACGCUGGAGGAGAAUGUGGAGGAAGAAGGGGCAGAGCCUGCCCGAUCAGAGGCACAGGAGGGUGAACCACCAGCAAAAAAAUCAAGGGCAAACCCCCAGGUUUACAUGGACAUCAAGAUUGGAAACAAGCCUGCUGGUCGAUUGAACAUCCUGUUACGAUCAGAUAUUGUACCUAUGACCACCGAGAACUUCCGCUGCCUGUGCACACAUGAAAAGGGCUUUGGCUUCAAGGGGAGCAGCUUCCAUCGUGUCAUCCCUCAGUUCAUGUGCCAAGCGGGAGAUUUUACCAACCACAAUGGCACUGGGGGCAAAUCUAUCUACGGGAAGAAAUUUGAUGAUGAAAACUUUAUCCUGAAGCACACAGGGGCAGGCUUGCUGUCCAUGGCUAAUUCUGGCCCCAACACCAACGGCUCACAGUUCUUCAUCACAUGUGAUAAGACUGACUGGCUGGAUGGGAAGCACGUGGUCUUUGGAGAGGUGACGGAAGGAAUGGACGUGGUGCGGCAGAUCGAGGCCGAAGGCAGCAAAGAUGGGAAACCAAAGCAAAAAGUUAUCAUCUCGGACUGUGGUGAAUAUGUGUGAACGAAAUGCGCAGAGCACCACAUCACUUGGUUACAAAAAGUGUAUUUGUUUGUCCUUACUGAGAUCUGUAGAUUCUAAAGAAAUCUAUUUUGUACAGAACUUUUCCUCCUAUAAAUAAAUUAUAGCUAUUUUUUUACA
Podarcis muralis (Common wall lizard) is the source of this 1122-nucleotide messenger RNA. It is a transcript of the gene PPIE, whose product is annotated as peptidylprolyl isomerase E. Lineage: Eukaryota; Metazoa; Chordata; Lepidosauria; Squamata; Lacertidae. Gene Ontology annotation, biological process: protein peptidyl-prolyl isomerization; protein folding. The record is from RefSeq and is a predicted model, not a curated record. Gene Ontology annotation, cellular component: mitochondrion; cytoplasm. Gene Ontology annotation, molecular function: peptidyl-prolyl cis-trans isomerase activity; RNA binding; cyclosporin A binding.